AUGCCAAAAUCAUCUUCGCAUAAGGUUUUUAGAGGGCAAAACCAUUCUCAGGGAAUAGAUUCUAAUAAUCAACCAUGCAAAAUUGUAAGCCCACCGCCAUCCUUUACGUUACCAUUUCCACCUGAGAUUAAUGCAGAGGAUUUAAUUAAUAGCAAAACACGUAAAUUGCCUUCUAAACCUCCUAAUGCAUUUUUUAUAUACCGAAAAGUUUAUACAAAAGAAUUAAUCGCUAGAGAUUUUCGAUAUAAAAUGACCGAUGUAUCUCCAUGGGUUUCGAGUUCAUGGAGAAAUGAAUCUGAUAAAGUACGGGAAAAAUAUAAAGAAAUUGCAAAGGGCGUGCGUCAACUUUACAAACAAACAAAGUUAGAAACUGUCGUGAACACUGAUGAGCCUAUGGUCGAAAAUAAGGCACAAAUCCUUGAAUCACAACCUUCGCCGUUACCUUCCACACCUUUUACAAAGGUUCGUUUACCCAUCCCUGACUCAUCUCAAGAAACACCAUUUAAUCAAUUGAAUCAAGAACAAACGUGCCUUCAAAAUUUUCGACAAUUAGAUUUUUCACCAGUUCCUGAAUCUAACGAAUUGAAUCAUAAUGUUAACAGUCAAGAAUUACAAAUGACAAACAUCAUUGACGGAUUGGAAAUUGGACCAUAUCAUGAAUAUUUUGGAUUUACAUUCCAACCUCCAUACUAUCCAUACUAUCUUACUACAAAUGGACAGAUUACUACGGAACCUUGUGAAUUUGAUCUUUUUAUUGAAAAUCCUAAUACCGAAUGGGAUAUUGGAGAGAAUGAAUUUUUACCUUUUUAA
This is a messenger RNA of Cetraspora pellucida, 810 nucleotides long. The record is from the annotation of a GenBank genome assembly. Lineage: Eukaryota; Fungi; Glomeromycota; Glomeromycetes; Diversisporales; Gigasporaceae.